CUAUCCAGCAACAUGAAGUACAUCCUAGUAGUACUCGCCGCAUUGGCUCCCCUGACUGCAGCAGCCAGCCUGGGUGAACAGAAACCGGAGGCCAAUGCCUUCGUCAAAUCCCUGAGGGAACUGCAUCGAGGUCCUCCGGUGGAACCACUGAAAGCCCGGGCUAAGGUGGAGGAGCGCUGGAUCACCCAAAAGCUGGACAACUUCGAUGAUAGCAACAACGCCACCUGGCAGGACCGCAUUUACAUCAACAACAAGUACUUUGUGGAUGGCUCCCCCAUCUUCGUCUACCUGGGCGGCGAGUGGGCCAUCGAUCCCAGUGGCAUUACCUCUGGUCUCUGGAAGGACAUUGCCAAGAAGCACAACGGUUCCCUUCUCUACACCGAACAUCGUUUCUUUGGCGAGAGUAUCCCAAUAACUCCACUGUCCACUGAGAACCUGGAAAAGUACCAGAACGUCGAACAGGCUUUGGCCGAUGUGAUCAACGUGCUUGCUACCCUAAAACUGGAGGACAAGUACAAGGACUCCAAGGUUGUGGUCUCCGGCUGCUCCUACUCGGCCACCAUGGCCACCUGGAUCAGGAAACUCUACCCGGAAACCAUCAGGGGCAGCUGGGCCUCAUCGGCACCGAUCGUGGCCAAGGUGAACUUCAAGGACUACAUGCAGGUGGUUGGCGAGUCGUACGCAACCCUUGGAGGUCAAUAUUGCUACGAUCUGAUCGACAACGCCACCGCAUAUUACGAGAAUCUAUUCGAUAUUGGAAACGGAACUCAGGCAGCAAAGGAGCUUAAUCUGUGCUCCAACUUUGAUCCCGACAACUGGCAGGACCGCUGGCAGAUAUUCAGCACCAUUGCCAACAUUUUCGCCGGCAUUGCUCAGUACCAAAAGCCAGAGAAUUACGACAUUCCCAAGUACUGCUCGAUUCUUCGAGAAUUCAGUGAUGAUGAUGCUGAAGCCCUGUCCAAGUUCAUCAACUGGAAAAUCAAUGAGCACUCUGGCGCUUGUCUCAGCACAACUUUCAAAGGAGCUGUGGAGUACUACGAGUGGUCCAAGGAGAACUACGAAGAUAGCGACUUGCCUUGGAUUUUCCAAACCUGCAGCGAGUUCGGAUGGUUCCAGGGCUCGGGCAGCAAGAACCAACCUUUUGGAUCUACUUUCCCAGCUACCCUGUAUGAAGACACCUGCGAGGGAGUCUUUGGAUCGAAGUACGACUCCGCUGGCAUCCACGCCAAAAUCCGGGCUACCAACAAGGAAUUUGGAGGCCUGGACGUUAACGCCACAAAUAUCUACUUUGUGCAGGGAGCUCUUGACGGUUGGAGCAAGGUGGGUGCCGGAGUUGCCCAAGGAGCCACCAUUAUUCCCUACGCCUCCCAUUGCCCCGACACUGGAUCGAUCAGUGCGAGCGAUAGUGCCGACCUGGUGGCCUCCAAGGAGAAGCUGAUCAAGCUGGUGGCCAAAUGGCUGGAAGACUAAUAUCUCAAUUGACGAAUUUAAUUUAAAUUUUAGAGGUUAUCACACUAUUAUUUUGGUUUAAAACUUACAAUUAUUUAAUCACAUAUAUAUUUUUGCUUAAUAAAACGAAUACCUAAAAUA
This is a messenger RNA of Drosophila biarmipes, 1590 nucleotides long. Its product is annotated as putative serine protease K12H4.7. Gene Ontology annotation, molecular function: serine-type exopeptidase activity; dipeptidyl-peptidase activity. Gene Ontology annotation, biological process: proteolysis. The record is from RefSeq and is a predicted model, not a curated record. The coding region runs from base 13 to 1470 and encodes 485 amino acids. Lineage: Eukaryota; Metazoa; Arthropoda; Insecta; Diptera; Drosophilidae. The transcript is spliced from 5 exons.